AUGGUUGCCAAGCGUCGGAGUAUCUACAGCACGAUGACCAAGGGUCCUAUUCACACGGGCGCCACGCUGCGCUUCACCCACGGCCCGUACUACGCGCCGUCACCGGACGUUGUCGCCGACGAGGGCAUGACCCGCGAGGACAUUGCAGCGCGCAUCCACCGCAUCGAGUGCGCCAAGCGAGUCGUGUGCUACUGUCGGCCCGUACUACGCGCCGUCACCGGACCGCGCAUCCACCGCAUCGAGUGCGCCAAGCGAGUCGUGUGGUACUAUGGUGCAGAAACGUACGCUUUUGUCUCGCAAGACGUCGACGAUUUGGCUCUCGUCUUUGGGAUCUGCGAUGCGACGACCCUCGAGGAGCUCUCGGCCGCCGACACGACUCUCCAAGCAGCUGGCCAUUUGGCGCGUGCACCGACGCCUCGCCAUGCUGGAGCGUGA
Messenger RNA from Saprolegnia diclina VS20, 435 nucleotides. RefSeq lists its product as hypothetical. The record is from RefSeq and is a predicted model, not a curated record. The transcript is spliced from 3 exons. The coding region runs from base 1 to 435 and encodes 144 amino acids. Lineage: Eukaryota; Oomycota; Saprolegniomycetes; Saprolegniales; Saprolegniaceae.